AUGACAGUCGCGUCGCGUCGCGCCUGGCUCGUCCUCUGGGAAGCGACCGUCGCAACGCUGAAGGCUAGCCGUCAAGCUUCAGCCCUUCGCCUCUCCGCUCUCACCUUCCGCCCCUCGCUCAUCGCCAUGUUCGCCCGCCUCGCCGUCGUCUCCACCCUCGUGUUCGCCGCCCUCGCUGUGGCGACCAAGUGCACCACUGGCCCGUCCAGUGCUGCGAGAGCCUGGAGAGCGAACUCGGCUGCCGGUUCUGCGAUCCUGGCAGCGAUCGGUGCGACGCUGCAGAACACGAACAUGGAGCUCGGGUUGAAGUGCUCGCCGAUCGACGUGGUUGCGGUGGGCUCGGGCAACGCUUGCACGACCAACACGGUGUGCUGCAAGAACAACAACAUCGGUGGUGGGGUGUCCGCUGGCUGUGUCCCGGUCACGCUCUAA
Molecule: messenger RNA, 432 nt
Organism: Epithele typhae
Lineage: Eukaryota; Fungi; Basidiomycota; Agaricomycetes; Polyporales; Epitheliaceae
Product: hydrophobin
Exons: 5
Coding region: 1-432 (143 amino acids)
Cellular component (GO): fungal-type cell wall
Molecular function (GO): structural constituent of cell wall
Source: RefSeq, a predicted model, not a curated record